GGAGAAAAUCAAAAGGGAGUUAAUCUGUGACUUCUGCAGCAGAAUCAAUGAGCGAAUGUCACAAUGUUCGUUACGUGGGCAGAUCAUCGCCUACUACAACAGCCUGCUGGGUUUACUGCAGGACUUUCCCACCGUCUGCAAAACCUAUUUUGUGUUGGGCCAACCUCAAGAGAAGAAAGGGGAACGAGACUCUGAGUCGGGUCUGAUUUGCAACCCCAGGAAACUUCUUCAGCGACCACGCAACUUAUUGUCACCAGACGGGGAAACAUUUCUGAAUCUCUGGUACAUUCCUCAUCAUUCUGAAGUACUGAUUAUGUUUAAAACCCUGCAGGAAAAGGCGUGUCGCCGUGCGCUGGCCCAGACGCUGGGGAUCACCGCUGCUCUUCACGACAUCGUCUCCUACCUCUGCUGCUUUGCACAGCUCGGUGGCUCCCCUACUGGUGGCUCCCGGAAGAUGCAGCCUCUGGCAGCCGACUGGGGAGGACUGGAAGGCAUCGGCUCGGAGCUGCAGGAGAUCCAGAGUCAGGUGGACAAGCUGCGUAAUCCCCGAGACCCAUCGGCAGUCGCCACGUUUCUGUCUCUCAGGAGGGAGGUCAUGUUCCUGCAGUUCGACGCUGCGGUUCGCCACUUAAUCAGGGAGGUCUUCCUCUCCGCUGGCAGUGUGGCUGCAUUCCAGGCCGUGACGGACGGGAUGUAUGGAGCACUGCCCUCCAUGAGUAGCUCUGUGACCAGCAGCCUCUACUCCUCCUUACUUCCCUUGCCUCAGCCAUUGGAUGCCUGGAGUCACAAGGCUCUCGUGCUGUUUCCCUGGCGAUCAUUCCUAGCGAGGGAAGGGCCUGUACCAGGAAUGAUCAGUAACCUGCAGAGCAUGGAGUACAGUGUACAGAUGUGUCUGAGCGGCCUGAAGGACCGUGAGCGUAUCGUGGCUAAUGGUGAGCUUGCUGGGGUGUCUCUGCUGAUGGAAGAUGUGGUGCAGAGCGUGAGUCAGGCGCCUAUGUUUCCCGAGGAGGACGGGGCCGCGGAGGACAUGUUGGAAGCCAAAACGGAGGAGGACUCUGCCAUUGAAGAAGAAACGGAUGGAACGCAGACGCCAGCCAACAAAAUCACGUCCCCUUCAAAAGCAGCUGACCCCAUAUGGAUGUACAAGGUGCUGAAAUCCUUUCUGAUCGUGUGGAAACAGCUGGAGGUAUUUAAGGAGGAGUGGGGCAAGCUGAAGCUCGGCGUGGAACAAGUCAACUCUGCUGCCCUCUACAAACAGUUCUGCAAAGUAUACAGGCUGGAGAUCCUGUACCCGGCCCUGAAGCCAGUGGCCAGUCGGCUAGGUCUGGAGGAGGAGUACGAGAGAAUGAUGAUGGACGAUCUGCCGCUGCUGCCACCCAAAGGCACGUCAGAGAUGGAGACAAAGAGUCGGCAGCUGCAAAAACUCCUGGAGAGUAUGGAAUGUUACAUGAUCCGGGAACUUCAGAGAAAGAUAGCGAGGGAGUUGACCCUUGUCAUGUCGGAGAGAGCCCGAGGAGAGGCAUCGCUGCCAACAGAUGAUUGGAAACGCUCAGUCAUGGAAGAAAACUUCCCCAUUGCAAGGCCUCAGAUCGUGGAGGCAUUUGUUCAGAGGAUGAAACAACAUUCGUGCGAGACUGAGAAUGAGUAUCUUUGCCAGAUUACUUUCAGCAAAGAUCACUUGAGUGACUGCCUCCUGAAGCUGGCCAGUGACGUAAUCGCAAGGGAGCGCAGUAAUUUUGAGACGUAUUCCAUGUUUUAUGAGAACAUACUCCGUCGGGAGCACCAGCUACUCUAUCAGAAGGAACAGGAACUAAAGGGAAUGCAGCAAUCUCAACCAUCUUCAGCAGGAGCUGAAUCCCAGCUGGCCGACUUCAAUCAUCAGAUCAUUAUCGAGAUCACAGCCCUCCACGCAAAGCUGACCAGCCUCCAAGAGGAGAACUCCAGGCUGAAGGAGGAGGUGAGGAGGGAGGUGAGGCAGGAGUAUGAUGCUCUGGUCAGGAACCUGUUUGCAUCCAGCUUUGCACUGAAGCAAAAGCUGGACGAAUACCACGUCAACAUGAACAAGGCGGCCUGCAGGCUGAUCAGCGAGGUGAGGAGGAGCGGAGUGGAGAACAUGAUUCUUCUCAAGAGGAAGGCUGGCUCGACUAAAAGUGACGAUGAUUUGAGGGGGAACCUGGAACGGCAAGAUCAUCUCCAGUCCUUGCGGGAAGAGAACAGCCAGCUACAGGGAUUGGUUUGUAAACUGAGAACUCUCAACUACUGGAGACUGACUGCAAGACAGGAGCAGUUUCAAAGGUCCUGCACAGCCUUGGAGCAGGAAGGUGUUCAAAGCAAGAAGGAUUACCUCAACGUCAAGAUGCUGGCGGAGGAGGAGAAGGUUGUCCUGCAGCAGCAGCUGGUGGCGUUGAGGAGGUCCCUGUGCCGGUCCCAGUCCGAGAACGAGAGGCUAAAGAACGAGAUGGAGAAGGAGAAGCGGCUGCUGAGGGAGUACCGGCACCGUGAAGCCGAGGAGUGGAAGAGCCGGCAGCAACUGGAGCGUGUGAGAACAUGCAGCGUGGAGCAGUGCCUGCAGGAGGUGCAGCUCAAGGAGCACACGCUAAACACGCUGAACUCCCAGCUGGAAAACACCUGCAAACACGCCCAGAUGCAGCACAGUAAAAUCAGCAAGGAGAUCAAACAGCUACGCGGUCAGCUGUCACAUGAGCGCAGUCUGAAGCUCGAUGCCUUCCAGAGGGUUGACGAAUUGCAGAGCCAGGUGCAUAACUUUGAGGCUGCAUUAUCCGUCAGCAACAAUGCAGAAACGGCAUCUGGUGUGUUGGGGAAAUCGGCAUCAUUGCAUUCCAGUGCAUGCAGUUUCAGAAACAUUUUGCCAGGCACUGGAACGCAGACUCACUUUCGAACUCAGUCACUUACUCUCUCCAGAGAGCAGUUGCAGCGCUGUUUGACCGCUGACCCAAAGACGACUGAUGCCAGUGGAACCGUCGGCUGUGGAGGAAAGAGAAUACAGAGGCCAAAAACGGUCCCAACUAGACUUCACAAUAAGGUGAUGGAAGCAUUAUUGCCAGAAACGGAGGACUCGGGACAUCUCAGUCUCAUCCUGGAGCUGAAAGAUUACAGAUUAAAUCAGAAAUAAUUGCAAGGGAUGCAAGACAGAAGAACUGCAUAGACAAUCAAAAAUAAAAGCAGGGCAGCUGGAAGAGGAAAAGAAAACAUUAUUCACUGCAGAGCAAAAACAAACCCCAAUAAAGUGCUGGAGUUUCUCAGUAGGAUGUGUGUAAGAAGGAACAGCAGAUGCUGGUUUACACUGGGGACAUAAAAUGCUGGAGUUAAGCCCCCGUCCCACUUAGGAAACCUGAACGGAAACCUCUGGCAACUUUGCGCCCCACCCAAGGUUUCCGUGCGGUUCCCAGAGGUUGCAGGUAGUGGAAGCAGGU
Molecule: messenger RNA, 3434 nt
Organism: Leucoraja erinaceus (little skate)
Lineage: Eukaryota; Metazoa; Chordata; Chondrichthyes; Rajiformes; Rajidae
Product: coiled-coil domain-containing protein 162-like
Exons: 23
Coding region: 56-3133 (1025 amino acids)
Source: RefSeq, a predicted model, not a curated record